This is a messenger RNA of Auxenochlorella protothecoides, 1806 nucleotides long. Its product is annotated as Arginine biosynthesis bifunctional protein ArgJ, chloroplastic. Gene Ontology annotation, molecular function: L-glutamate N-acetyltransferase activity, acting on acetyl-CoA as donor; L-glutamate N-acetyltransferase activity, acting on acetyl-L-ornithine as donor. Gene Ontology annotation, biological process: L-ornithine biosynthetic process; L-arginine biosynthetic process. The record is from RefSeq and is a predicted model, not a curated record. The coding region runs from base 1 to 1806 and encodes 601 amino acids. The transcript is spliced from 6 exons. NCBI's taxonomy places the organism in Eukaryota, Viridiplantae, Chlorophyta, Trebouxiophyceae, Chlorellales, Chlorellaceae.
AUGGCUUCUGCCGCCAGCACAGAGCAGGCCUCCGCCGGCCUGCCAGGCAGCUUCGACAUCCCCGCUGCCCCCAUCCUCAUCCCGGAGGGUCCCUGGAAGGUGAUCGAGGGUGGCGUGACGGCGCCCGCUGGCUUCAAGGCCCAGGGCAUGUAUGCCGGCCUGCGUGCCAAGGGCGACAAGGCCGACCUGGCGCUGGUGGUCUCCGACACCCCUGCAGUCGCUGCCGGCGCCUUCACGCUCAACGUCAUGGCCGCCGCCCCCGUCACGCUGUGCCGCGAGGUGCUUGCCGCGCACGAGACGGUCCGCGGCGCCUCCGACCCCUUCCUGGUCAUGUCCACGGGCGUGAUCGGGCGGCGCGUGGACGCCGACGCGCUGUCCGCCGCACUGCCCGUGCUGGCGGCGGGCCUGGGCGCUGGCGCGGGGCACGCGCUGCGCGCCGCGGUGGCCAUCACCACCACCGACCUGGCCAGCAAAUCAGCGGCGCUGGAGGUGGAGCUGGCGCCCGGGCGCACGGUGCGCCUGGGCGGCAUGUGCAAGGGGUCGGGCAUGAUCCACCCCAACAUGGCCACCAUGCUGGGCGUGGUCACCUGCGACGCGCCCGUGGCCGCCGCCGUUUGGCGCCCCGCGCUGGCCGCCGCCUGCGCCGCCUCCUUCAACCAGAUCACCGUGGACGGCGACACCUCCACCAACGACACCGUGCUGGGCCUGGCCAACGGCGCGGCGGGGGGGGCGGCAAUAGGGGACCCGAACUCGCCCGAGGCGCGUGCGCUGGGCGCCGCGCUGACCGUCCUUCUCCAGGGCCUAGCCAAGUCCAUUGCCUGGGACGGGGAGGGGGCGACCAUGCUGCUGGAGUGCACGGCGCGGGGGGCGCGGAGCGACGCAGACGCGCGCCGCGUCGCGCGCAGCGUGGUCGGCAGCUCCCUGGUCAAGAGCGCCAUGUUCGGCCACGACCCGAACUGGGGGCGCAUCGCCGCAGCCGCCGGGUACUCAGGGGUGGACUACCGGCAGGAGGACGUUCGGAUCAGCCUGGGGGACACGGAGCUCAUGCGCGGCGGCCAGCCGCUGGACUUUGACGCGGCGGCCGCCAGCGCAUACAUGAAGGCGGCGGCCGCCGCCCAUGGCACCGUCACCAUCGAGGUCAGCAUUGGGGAUGGGCCCGGCGUGGGCCAGGCCUGGGGCUGCGACCUGUCGUACGACUACGUGAAGAUCAACGCGGUACACGACGUGAGCUGCGAGGAUGGGCAUGCAGGGAUAGAGGACGUGGCCUCGAUACUGGACGAAUCCGAGCAGGAUGCGGUGAUUCAGGAGCUGGCGGCCCAAUCCGCCCGAGCACGGCGCCAGACCCAGCUCUGCGUGACCCCGCUGGGCGCCUGCCUCGCCCUCCUCUACCUCUACUUCGCGGGGCAGGCCCUGGUUGAUCCAUGGUCCAUACGCCACCACGCCGAGCUCCGAGACGUGCUGCGUCCCCUAGCCAUCGCGGCGGGGGACCUGGGCAGCAGCAUUGCCGUGGCUGCCGGCACCUGGGCCGUGGCGGCAUACUGCAACCAGUCGGAGCACCAGGGCCGCGCCAUCCUGCGCCCGGCCGUGGUCCUGGCCACGCUCAUGGCCGUCUUCUGGUCCCUGGGCAUCCUGAAGAUGCUGCGCCUGCGCGGCUUCGUCCUGGACGGCGCCUGGCGCAUGUUCUGGCUCCCCGCCGCCCCCGCCGUCUGGACCCUCAUCACACUCUCCGUCAUCAACACUGUGGGGGCAGUCGAGCGGGACCUCAGAGCGCUGAGGGCUGCCCGGUACAGGUUCAGGCACAUCUGA